Neltuma alba is the source of this 1369-nucleotide messenger RNA. RefSeq names its product transcription factor bHLH110-like. Gene Ontology annotation, biological process: regulation of transcription by RNA polymerase II. Gene Ontology annotation, cellular component: nucleus. Bases 161 to 1228 code for a protein of 355 amino acids. NCBI's taxonomy places the organism in Eukaryota, Viridiplantae, Streptophyta, Magnoliopsida, Fabales, Fabaceae. The record is from RefSeq and is a predicted model, not a curated record. The transcript has 7 exons. Gene Ontology annotation, molecular function: protein dimerization activity; RNA polymerase II cis-regulatory region sequence-specific DNA binding; DNA-binding transcription factor activity, RNA polymerase II-specific.
AAGAGCAAGAGACUUUGCUGGGGUUCAAUUCUGAGUUGUUACGCCUUGUGCAAAGUGAACAAUUUCUCGAGCCUGCCAGCUAAGCUAUACCCUUUAAUUUCACUUCAUCAUCAGUUUCUUAACUCCCUUGUCUUGGGAUCUUCUUGUUCAAAAACCAAGUAUGGAGUAUAGGGAUCUCCACUUCCAGCAUCAGCUCCAAGAAGAAUAUGCUCGCUACUAUAAGCCUUCCUUUACUUAUGAUGAAGAAGCAUGGAACUCGAGCAAUUUGUGCAAUAGUUAUGGCAGUACGUUUACUGAAAGCAGUCAAAGCACUGAAAUAAAUUUAAGAGAUAAAGAGAAGAGAGAAUAUGAUUUGGAUCCUCAACGUUCAUCAGGUGAUGAUAUGCUUACGAAAGACGAGGUUUCUGAUCAUUAUUUACCCAGACUGAGUGAAAGGAUUAGCAGCCGCCUGUCUGGUUCUUCUGUGGAUGACUCGCUAGUCUCAUCAACCAGUGAACAUUAUCUUCAUCAUGUGACCGGGAAAGAGACUUGGCCCGCGGGGAUAUCCCUGACCAAUAAGACGACGUCGUACAACACCUUGGGUGCUGCAUCUUCAUCGUCCAGCUCCGAUUUAUCAACCCUAGAGAUGCCUCCUUCUUUAUUACUGUCAUGCUCUCUUGGCUUAGGUUCACAAAUGUUGCUGGGCGGGAGUUCUUGCGGUGGCCUUCAUCUUUCCUACGAUUCUUUUGGUCUUGAUGACAUGCAACAGCCAGAAAAUAGUCCAUCGGACAGCUCAAAUAAAAUUUCAGGAUUCAUAAGUGGAAGUGGAGUUGAACAGGCAAGAACCAUUCGCGGUUGGCCUGAACAGAAGGAAUAUGAAGGCAGAGCAAAGAAGUCAAGAUCUUCAUGCCCUGCUCUGAAGGUCAGAAAGGAAAAGCUGGGAGACAGGAUUCAGACCCUUCAGAGGUUCGUGGCACCUUUUGGGAAGGUACGCCGUCCGUAUGUCUUCACUGGACGGACCAAUACUGCCUCCGUGUUGAAUGAAACUAUAGGCUACAUCCACUUCCUUCAUGACCAAAUUCAGACUUUAAGCAUCCCUUAUAUGAAACCGUGGAAAACCAAGCCCUUCGGAACGGUGCAGUUGGAUUCUAGAGAAGAAAAUGGCAGAGAAUCGAAGCCAGACCUUAGAAGCAAAGGCCUCUGCCUUGUGCCCCUUUCUUGCGCUUCAUAUAUUCAUAAUUUGGACUAGGUAUUGAUUCAUUUCCUGUGCAUAUAUCAAUAAGCAGAUUUGCUUUCUUCACCACCAUUUGCUUUGCUAUCAGUGUUUGACGCAUCCCUUGGCCUUGUUUCAUGCCAAUCUUCGGAUAUGGAGUUAAUUUAUAGAUUCGAA